UGUUCAGUAAAAAUAUUUAGGAGAACAGCAGAAGUGGCAGUAACCAGUGUGUAACCUUAGAAGCAAUUUUAUUAAAACUGCACAACAUGGCUGAAAGAAAUCCAUCAUCAGGAGUUGAACAGGACCCUCAAGAUGAUAAUGCAAGUAAUCCAUCAAGUUCUACCAAAAACAAAAUUGAUGUCUCAAAGAUAGACACAGACUCAAUGAAAACUUUCAAAAAGCUCCUCCAAGAAAAAUAUAUUUCAACAGAUGUUAACAUACUAGUCAUUGGAAGAACAGGUCAAGGAAAGUCUGCACUGAUCAAUAGUCUCAUUGAGCUGGGAAGAAAAAUUGUACCAGAAGGACCACGAAGUGCACGCUGUACCAUGAAAUCACAGUCUUACACCUACCCAAACAUCAUUCCUGAUGUCAAUGUCACAAUAAUCGAUUCUCCUGGUCUGCAAGAUACUCAAAACAAAGAGCAUAAAUACAUUCAAGAAAUGAAGAAUGAGUGUAGUGAGAUCAGUUUGGUCCUCUACUGCAUUAAGAUGACCGAUCAUAAAUUCACAAAUGAUGACAGAGUUGCUAUAAAGAAGCUCCAUCAAGUGUUUGGUCAAGAAAUCUGGGAGAGAGUGGUGUUUGUCCUAACCUUUGCAAAUUUGGAACCAUUAGACAAAUGGGAUGAAAGAGAUAAAGAUGACAAAAGUGAAGAACCUGAUGAAGAAGAUGAAGAUGCUUGGAAAGAACUGAGAAAAAAACGACUAGCGGGUAGAGUUCAACUUUGUAAAAAAGAAUUGAACACAACUGUUAAUGAACUCCUGCUAUCACUUGAUUCAGGGAGGCAUCAAGAAGCAGCUCAAAAUAUAAAAUUUGAAGUCCUUCCAGCUGGGUAUUAUGUCCCCAAACAUGAUUGUGCUCUUAGUGGAGUCAACUGGCAACAUAAUCUUAUUGCUUUAUGCUGCGAUACAGCAAAGCACAAGCAAAAAUUGAAACUCAACAAAAAGAUAUAUUUAGCUGUUAUCAUUGAUAAUCGUGGAAAGGUCAAGGUGGAGAAUGAAGAAAGGAUAUUAAAUGAUGAAGCAGCAGCUCUUAAAAAAGCUUUUGAAGAUCUCAAGUUUGCUGUUCUUUACUUUAACAGCCUCUCCUCAGAAUCAAUAGCUACUUUGCUUGAAGCAAUAAGCAAAGCAGAUCAUUCCCAAUUACUGAUGAUAGCUCUAGUAUUUCUUAGUAAAGGGAAGACAUCUGAGCUUUAUGAUGCUGAUGGUGUGGCAAUGCUUUAUGCAGCUGUGUUUGAUCAUUUUUCAGAAUGUCCAAUACCAGUUAUAUUCUUUUUUGAUUCAGCAAAUGGUGAUAUACAGAAAAAGAAAAAUUCCACAGCCAAUGAAACACCAAAUGCAAGUGAUGAUGAUGUAGAGAAUGAGAAUGAUUCCACAGAUGAUGAUAUAUCAAAUGAGAAUGAAGAUGAUGUGCUGUUACAGAGCAAGAAUGAUUCUGCAAUCGAUGAUAUAGGUGUACAAAAUUCCAUAGCUGAUAACACACCUGAUAUCAGUUUGGCUCCACUUAAUUGCCCCAAAAAUUCUCUAGUUCUUGCUGCUACACACAAUUCAGCAUCAUCUCCUGUAGUGAAAGAGUUUACAGAAAAGCUGAGCCACACCAGUGUCCAAGAAUGCUUUGAAACAAUAUGUGCUAAUAAUAAUAGCACUACUGUGAAAAGCAUAUGGCAUGACACUGUUGGGGAUAACUUAUUUAUUGUCAAAUCAACUAAUGACAGCAUUGAAACUCAUAAACAAAAAUUGGAAGUAUACCAUUCAAUAUGGUACCCAGUCCGUUGCAAGACAAUAGACAAGUUGGAAGAAAGCAGGGGAGGAAUCAUGUCAGUAGUACGUAAGGCAAGUAAAGCUCAAAUAGCAACUACUGUUUCUGGCAUCAUAGUAGGUAGUGGUCUAGCUAUAACAGGAAUAGCUCUCGUUCCAUUCACGUUUGGUGGGUCUAUUGCUAUAUCUGCACUAGGUGGUGCUGUAGGGGCAGGGACAGUUGCUGGUGGUGCACGUUUUGCUGCUUUCAUUGCGGCAAGAGUCCUUAAAAAGAAAAAGUUAAAAAAAACACAACAGCAUAUCAACCUUGAUCAGCAAAUUAGUUUGAUGAUAAAUGAAGAAGCCUUAGAAUAUAAUCAAAUGAUGACAUCAGCUGUAUCUCAUGUGCCACAGAGCACAGCUGCAUCUCAAGUACCAGAAUCUUCAGCAAGCAGUUUACAAGGUGCAGCAGCCAUUGGUAGAGAUGCAACUGCAGGUUUUGCAAUUGCAGAGGGUACAGCAGAAACAAUUGGAACUGCCCUAUACACUGCUGGCCCUGUUGCUGGAAUGGCUUUAGCUGGAACCGCAUUAGCUGUAACAAUACCAAUUGAUAUUGAUUCUAUUAUAUAUCAUAGCUACAACAUACACAAAGCAAAAAAUGACCCAACUGGAAGAACAGCAAGCAAUAAAGCAGUGAAAAUGUUAAAUAACACAAUAGAAGGAUUGCUCAAAGGCAUGUGUCAUGCAAUUGAUGAAGUUGAGUAUGAAGUUCAAACUGGGAAAAAUAAUCUAAGAGAUGAUAAAUGUGGCUAUGAAAUUGAGGUGCCAGUAAAAGAUAAGGAAAAGUUUGCAGUCACAGUUCGCACUCUUUUCUCUGGUCCAUUUGUCUAUCCUAAUGGGUAUACUCUUGUAAGUGCUGUAUAUGAUAUCACAAUGCCAGAGCUACCUCAACCAGCAACCAUUAAGCUGGAGCAUUGUGUUGAUGAAUCUGAUCAGACUAGACCAGAUUUGUGUUUUGCCAUUGGCAGCGUUGACUUGAAGGAAAAAAAAAUAACAAUCAAAGAAGUUGAUCAAGAGUUUAAUGAAUCAAUUCAACAAAAAAGUAGCUGCCUAUUAUGCAUAUUGCACAAGAAAACAUUGCAAAACAAAGAAGUUGUGAGAUAUGCUGCUCAAUGUUUUUAUGACAGAAAAUACAAGAACUUUUGGAUUCUAAAUAUAGUCUUUACAAAGCUACUCAGUGCUAACUUCAAGUAUGCUCAAAAAAGAUUUGGUUUUGAAGGCUCAUGCAAUUUAUUUUUCUUUGAUUCUUACAUGUUCUCUCUUGACCUAACUUGCUUUAAAGAUUCACAUGAGUUCUCAGGAUGGAUGGUAUCGCCAAAUGAUGAUGAAGAAAUGCCCAGCAUUAUAUCAAUGGAAGACAUUUAUAGUGCUGAAUUGAGGGAAGGGAGUGCUAAAGUGCAUAAAAAAGCAUUUCCCUCAAUCAGUUUAUAUGUUUAUAUUUUCGAUGAAAAAAUUGCUACUGAUGAAAUAGAUGUGUCAUUCAAAAUUGGAGGAACAAACUUAAGCAUUAAUAUCAAUCGUCAAAAAGAAUAGAUUUGUGCUUUAGUGAUAAUUAUUAAAAUGUACUUUUAAUUAUUUGAAUUGUGAUGAUUACUGUAUAUACAUGUAGAAUUGUAGAUAGGCCAAGCUGGUAUGAUUUUAUUAUUUUGUGUGCAUUACAUAUUAUGAAGUACAGAAUUUAAUUCUCAAUAACUUUGUUAUUUUCAAUCAAA
Messenger RNA from Amphimedon queenslandica, 3544 nucleotides. RefSeq lists its product as uncharacterized. The coding region runs from base 87 to 3365 and encodes 1092 amino acids. Gene Ontology annotation, biological process: proteolysis. Gene Ontology annotation, molecular function: cysteine-type endopeptidase activity; GTP binding. The record is from RefSeq and is a predicted model, not a curated record. Lineage: Eukaryota; Metazoa; Porifera; Demospongiae; Haplosclerida; Niphatidae. The transcript has 10 exons.